Messenger RNA from Thrips palmi, 2259 nucleotides. Its product is annotated as tektin-1. Gene Ontology annotation, cellular component: microtubule cytoskeleton; nucleus. The coding region runs from base 136 to 1413 and encodes 425 amino acids. NCBI's taxonomy places the organism in Eukaryota, Metazoa, Arthropoda, Insecta, Thysanoptera, Thripidae. The record is from RefSeq and is a predicted model, not a curated record. Gene Ontology annotation, biological process: cilium movement involved in cell motility; cilium assembly. The transcript has 7 exons.
UGACAUGGCAACUUGAAACGUGCGAUCCGAUCCAAUCGCCUUCUUCAAUGUAAAUGUCUAAGUAAAAGCUAACAAGAAAAAAAUAAAGUAGUUAAAGAAAAACCAGGAGAGAGUUGAAAAAAAAAUAAACCAGCCAUGGCAGGACCAUCCUCCGUUGUUAAGUACCCUAUGAAAUUCCCAGUUAUGCCUGAUCGACUCGACAAUCUUCAACUCAUUCCCCCUCCUCCAUCAAGAUUUACAUUGAGUGAAUGGUAUUUAAACAAUGCAAGCAGAUUUCGUGCUGCUGAUGACCAACAGCAGCUUGCAGAACGUAUAGUGGAAGAAGGUGGUCGCAUGAGAGAUGAAACCAAAGAGCUGGUUAAAACAAAUAAAGAUGAAGUGGACCACAGAAUCGAAGAGAAACUUAAAAAUCUCCAGUAUCGUCAGCAUGAGCUCAACAAACAAAGGAAGCAUCUAUGUGUUGAGAUAGACGCUUUGGACACAUACAUGGAUAGAAUGUACGACUGCCUUGACCACCUAAAGAAAAAGUUAAUUGAAAAUUGUAAAAAGUGCAUCAAUCUCAGAGAAGGUCGUUUGGGUAUUGAUCUUGUAUUUGAUGAUGUGGAUCGUGAGCUCUCAAAAGAGUUUGAAUUGCUGAAAGGAGUUGAAGCUAUGUUGACCCGAAUGCAAGAGCAAACCAAAGAACAACUUCGCCAAUUAAGAGCUACUAGGCAUCUGAUUGACAGAGAACUUCAUGAUUUGGAUGCUGCAAUCAAGAUAGAUGAAAUCAAUAGAGACCUUCGAGAAACUAGUCUGAACCUGAGCAUAUACCAAGGCCAUCAACUUAAUCCAUCGGAUAUUGUUCAAGCAGAGACAGAUAUGUAUUCCCAGAUGAACAUGGAACAAAGUGCCAAAAGGGUCAAUGAUGCUCGUAUGUUGAAAUCUUACAUAGAUACACUCCUGACUCAGCUGUAUGAAGAUUGUUUGCAGCAAGGAAAUGCAGUAAAUGAAUCAUUCAGACGACGUAUUGAUGAAAUGAAAGAAGCUAAAACCAAAUUAGAGCAACGUCAUCAUGAGACUGCAAGACAAGCCAAUGAAAUGACAAGAAAUAUAACACAAUUACAAAAGGCCAUACAAGAGAAAGAAGGAUUUAUGGCUCUGGCUCACACACGUCUUGGAAACAGAGCUCAGCGCCUGCGUAUGGAGCUUUGCAGAGAUGAUGUAGAGACUAGUCUUAUCUCUGAGGUUCUGCAAAUUCAGGUAGCUGUGACUGAGCUUCAGAAUCAGUUGGCACAUGCUGAAGCGUCCUUGAGGUACUUACUGAAAAUGCAGAUUCAACUGGAAGAGGACAUCAAUGUGAAAACGAACUCGUUGAAAAUAGAUGAAGUUGAAUGUCUCACAGUGAGAGAUGCCAUGGACUACCACAAGUACUGAAGAUUAGAAAGGCAAGAUCACAUGGGAAGAAAAAAGGUUACUGUUAGAAGAUAAAUUUAUUUUCCAGUAGAAACACGAGGAAAGACUAAAUAAUGAUAAGGUCAGAAAAAAAAAUGCACUGCACUUUUCUCCAGAGGAAAUUAGUAUCUCACCAAUUUUCUAGUCUAGUAUUAUAUGAUACGUUUUCUUAAGACCCAUUUUCAAGCCAAUAGCAGUGAUAGGAAUUUUUUUAUGCAAGUUUAACAGAAUGGGAUUCUAGGACAAACAUCUAAAAAAACUCCAUCAGAAUACAGAUCACAAGGCAAAUGGCUAAAAUAGUUGAGGAAGCCAUAAUUAUUAUUAUUUAUUUAUUUGAUUAUUAUUAUUAUUAGAACCACCCCUUCCUGCACCUCGACUUAAGGUCUGACAAUGUUGGAAGAUAAUUCCAGGCUGAUGAAACAAUAACUCAGCAAGAAAACAGAGAGGAAGUAAUCACUACCUGUCUUGAAACCUUGUACACUCACUACACCAGCAAAUGCCAUUUUCAGUGGGACUCCUUGAUCUGUUUCAAGGUUACAAGAUUAGACUCAUUUCUAGUUGGUUUUGAUAUUAUAUUCAAGCCUUUAAUGAAUAAUGUUAGCAGGACACCUGCAGUACAGAAAAAUAAUGGAACUACUGUAGCUCACACACGUAUGAAACUAGAGUAAAGCCAUUCAAAUGUGAGGUGGAUUUGUCACAGUAGCACAAGUUCAUUUCAGAAAGCAAAUAUAGCUCUCAGCAUACCAUUUGCUUCUCAAAUACAAAUGGAAUGGAACUAAAUGAAGUUUAACAUUUAACAAAACAAUAAAUGGAAUAUCAUAUCACGAA